Microtus oregoni (creeping vole) is the source of this 1802-nucleotide messenger RNA. RefSeq names its product putative selection and upkeep of intraepithelial T-cells protein 1 homolog. Gene Ontology annotation, biological process: regulation of cytokine production; T cell receptor signaling pathway. Gene Ontology annotation, cellular component: external side of plasma membrane. The transcript has 6 exons. Gene Ontology annotation, molecular function: signaling receptor binding. The record is from RefSeq and is a predicted model, not a curated record. Lineage: Eukaryota; Metazoa; Chordata; Mammalia; Rodentia; Cricetidae. The coding region runs from base 1 to 1002 and encodes 333 amino acids.
AUGGAUGAAGAAAGACUACUCAUUUACAGACUCGGUGUUGUGUUCAUAUGCCUCCUUCAUAUGAUAACACUGCGGGCAGAACGAUUCACAGUGACUGGAUUGGAGGGUCCAGUCUUGGCUCCAUUUGGGACAGUUCUUGAGCUCAGCUGUCAGUUGUCACCACCACAGAAUGCUCAGCACAUGGAGAUCCGUUGGUUCAGAACCCACUAUACACAGCCUAUUCACCAAUACGAGAAUGGCAAAGACCUGUUUGGAGAAAUUAUUCCCAAAUAUGUGGAAAGAACAGAGCUGCUGAAAGAUGCUAUUGGAGAAGGGAAAGUAACCCUUCGGAUCUUCAAUGUCAAUCCUGAUGAUGACGGGCAGUACCACUGCUUCUUCAAAGAUGGCAAGUUCUACGAAGAGCACAUCACAGAAGUCAAGGUCAUAGCUGGGAGCUCUCAGAUUCAGAUUAUUGUCCAUCCUCCUACUACCAAAGGUGUGAUAGUGGAGUGUCACUCCAAAGGUUGGUUCCCACGGCCUCACUUGGAAUGGAGAGAUAGCAGAGGAGAGAUCGUUCCAGCUAAAUCAAAAUCCUAUUCACGGGAUGAAGACAAAUUGUUCAAUAUGAAGAUGACCCUUCUCCUUCAAGACAGCUCCCUCAGGAACAUCACUUGUUGCCUUUGGAACCCUCUAAUAGGCCAAGAGGAAAGCACAAGCAUUGUUCUACCAGGUCACUGUUGCACAUGCCGCUCCCCAUGCUUUGUGGCCAUGGUGAUAACCGCUAUUUCUGUUGUUACACUUGGAUUACUCUUCUUCAGUUUGAACAAAAAAAAUAGAGUCUUUGUUUCAGAUGCGCAGUUUGACUUGGAUACUAUGUGGUUGGAUGACAUGACUAUGAUCCUGAGCAUGCUGAUGGUGUUUGCCGUCAUGCUUAUUUUCUCUCUCUACUUCAUACUAAGAGGUAGACAUAUGAAAGAAAGCAGAGCAAGUUUAUUUUUGAAAAAUUGCAGUUUGUGCAAAUAAGAAUGGGACUUGAAGUUUUGGCCAAGAAAACCAUGGCACUGAAGAUGCUGGGGUCAUUAGACAAUGGAGAAUUACCUUGAAUGCAUCUCAGUAAUAGGCCACACCCCACACAUCACCGACUGAGGGUAUUAACUCACAGAAGUGUUUUAGAAGAAAUCUUCAGGGUAACCUGUGAACCCAGGGACAUAAGAAUAAAUAUCCUUACUUCCUUUAGUCCAGGCAUACAGAGACCUCUGCAGACAUUAUACAAGAGGGUGUACUUAUUAUUUGAGCUUGCAACAUUCUUUGGUGCCACACAUGUGAUGCUGUUUGGGGCACUGUUACAUUAAGUUUUCCUACGAAGAUGUGAACAUCUAUUCACUCCAUAUUGAGCAUCAGGCACAGGCCAAAUAAAAAUUCCAUCCAAGUCCAACAUGGUGAGGCACUGAGAUUGUUGGUACUUGAGGAACAUGAGUAGUAGGCUGCUCACAAGUCCAUGAGUGGUCCCUGAGCAGCUUCAUCACAGCAAAUUCCAUUAAUGACAACCUCAUGAAUGUUGCAUUAAGUAGCCCCUAUUCAGUUAAAUUUUCCUUUCUUGUAUAUUCUAGAGUCUCCCAAAACUAUUGUAGCAAGGGUGCGGUAGGAAUGAAGGAGGCAUAGCUACAAUCUCAGAUAAAAAGCCUCCUUCCUACGUCUACUGCUGAAUGUCAACAUCAUUACCAGCACCACAGACUUUGCGACCCUCUGUAUUGUCCAGGUGAGAUCUCUCAAGUUUCCUGACCCAGUCACCUGCUAUAUUACUUCUCUGUCUAUACAUCAAG